AUCGUACUUUCUCCUUCUCUCCUCUCCAUCAACUCUUCGCCUUCCAACAUCGACAUCGACGCUCCACCCACACUCGUUUACCAACAACAACCUUUCGACUCUAGUUCAUAAUGAAGUUCUCCAUCGCCGCCAUCGCCGCCGCCGUCUCUUUCGGCCUCGUCUCCGCCGCUCCUGCCGCUGUUGAAAAGAGGCAGAGCGCCGUGACCGAUGUCACCGUCUUGCAAUACGCCUUGACCCUCGAACACCUCGAAGCCGCCUUUUACGCUCAAUACCUCGACCAGUUCUCUAACCAGGACUUUAUCAACGCCGGGUUCCCCAACUGGGCUAGGGGCAGGAUCAACCAGAUCGCCGCUCACGAGAAGCAGCACGUCGAGUUGUUGGCUGGGGCUUUGGGCGAUGCUGCUACCAAGCCUUGCACUUACAAGUUCCCCGUCACCGACGCCAAGUCGUUCGUCGCCGUCGCCUCGGUCCUCGAGUCGGUCGGUGUCUCGGCCUACUUGGGAGCCGCUUCGUCGAUCAAGACCCCGGCUUAUGUUACCGUUGCCGGCUCGAUCUUGACCACCGAGGCCCGACACCAAGCCUGGAUCUCCUCGGCCGGUCUUCAGGGCAACCCCUGGUCCGUCCCCGAGGACACUCCCGUCUCGUUCUCCCCCAUCUACACCGCCGCCCUCCAAUUCAUCGAGAGCUGCCCGGAGACCAACCCUACCUUGCCCUUCACCCAAUUCGCCGCGCUCACUUACAACGCCGCGGACGGAUCGGUUAGCUACCCGGGUAUGAAGGACGGAGACUUUAUCGCCGUCUACCAAGGUCUGAGCGUGGGUACUUACCCUGUCAAGAACGGCAAGGUCGACCUCCCCGUCGUCUUCGGGUUCGCCUACUUGACUGCUACCACCGAGGGCGUUGCUACCAAGGUCGGGGAUGACAACAUCGUCGCUGGACCUUUCAUCAUCAACAACGUCUUCAACUCGAAGAUCGAGGCUCCCCCUGCUCCUCAGUUCAGCUCGGCCGCCUAGAUUGCCUGCUCGCUUGCAACGCAUCGUGGAUCGGUUGUGGAACUUUUAAAUGGACAUAGUUGUCAUUUUUCUCACUACGGACGUUCGAUAAUAACAAACACACAACACGAUUACUAUUUUCAUGACGACUUUUCAUCUCAUUUCCUUUUGAACCUGAACCUGUACGAACCUGUAGUCCAAGAAGAUGUAUAUUUCUUACGACCCAGUUUCACAUGUGGGACAACGAGUUCUGGGAUGAGCAUGUCGCGAUUCUUUUCACUUCCGGUUGUGCUGUCAGGCAUUCUCGCGAUACAAGAUUGAGGAGAGGGGAACUUUUGAGUCGACCAGGUCGGGGAUAAUG
Molecule: messenger RNA, 1353 nt
Organism: Filobasidium floriforme
Lineage: Eukaryota; Fungi; Basidiomycota; Tremellomycetes; Filobasidiales; Filobasidiaceae
Product: ferritin-like domain-containing protein
Exons: 4
Coding region: 111-1013 (300 amino acids)
Source: RefSeq, a predicted model, not a curated record